AUGUAAAUUGUAGUACUAGAUUCUUCAGUACUCAAAUUCCAUUGUAUUGUUGUUUAGCUGAUCUUCUAUAAAAAGAAUAGUAAAUUUAAUAAAUGGGUAUUAUUUUAUAUAUUGUAAUUCAAUUUGGGAGGAUUGGUUCUUUUUACAAAUUAUUUGCUUUGGGCUUGA
This is a messenger RNA of Paramecium sonneborni, 168 nucleotides long. Lineage: Eukaryota; Ciliophora; Oligohymenophorea; Peniculida; Parameciidae. The record is from the annotation of a GenBank genome assembly.